Molecule: messenger RNA, 381 nt
Organism: Apiotrichum porosum
Lineage: Eukaryota; Fungi; Basidiomycota; Tremellomycetes; Trichosporonales; Trichosporonaceae
Gene: RPL35
Product: 60S ribosomal protein L35
Exons: 4
Coding region: 1-381 (126 amino acids)
Biological process (GO): maturation of LSU-rRNA from tricistronic rRNA transcript (SSU-rRNA, 5.8S rRNA, LSU-rRNA); translation
Cellular component (GO): ribosome; cytosolic large ribosomal subunit
Molecular function (GO): mRNA binding; structural constituent of ribosome
Source: RefSeq, a predicted model, not a curated record
AUGUCGUCGUCCGCCAAGAUCCGCGCUUUCGAGCUCCAGUCCAAGAACAAGGCCGACCUCCUUGCCCAGCUCGUUGAGCUCCGCACUGAGCUCGCCUCGCUCCGCGUCCAGAAGGUCGUCGGUGGCUCGUCGUCGAAGCUCACCAAGAUCAACACUGUCCGCAAGUCGAUCGCCCGCGUUCUUACCGUUGUCAACCAGAAGCAGCGCCAGAACCUCCGCGAGUUCUACAAGAAGUCGAAGUACAUCCCCCAGGACCUCCGUUACAAGAAGACCCGCGCCAUCCGUCGCCGUCUCACCACCAAGGAGGCUUCGGCUAUCACCCUCAAGGCCCACAAGAAGGCCAUCCACUUCCCCCAGCGCAAGUACGCCCUCAAGGCCUAA